Messenger RNA from Papaver somniferum (opium poppy), 1654 nucleotides. RefSeq lists its product as uncharacterized. The coding region runs from base 261 to 1463 and encodes 400 amino acids. The record is from RefSeq and is a predicted model, not a curated record. The transcript has 5 exons. NCBI's taxonomy places the organism in Eukaryota, Viridiplantae, Streptophyta, Magnoliopsida, Ranunculales, Papaveraceae.
GCAUCUUCAACAAGCAAGCAAAAGAAGCUCCCAAUCACGUUGGUCAACAUGUUUCUAUGUACGGUAUGUAAUCUAAGUAUGGAAGAACCGACGACCCUUUUACAGUCUUCUUAUUAGGAUUCUAGGAGAUACCCUUGAUAUCCCAAAAUACGUAAGUUCGGUUUAAAUGAAUAAAAUUCAACAUUCAAAAAAAAGAAAAAAAAAACGGAGUAUAUAAGUCGUUGAGCUUUGUUUUUCCUCCUAGUGUUCUAAUAAGUCUAAUGGAGGACAAUCUUUUUCUAGGGUUGCCUCCUCCUUCUGCACGUCCUCCUCCACCAACAUCACCACCUCCAGGGACAGAUCAACCUACAAAAAGUACUACUCAAAAGGAGAUUACCCCAGCACCUCCAGUUCCCAUUCUCAAAAGUGCUCUUAAAAGAAGCAAACAUUCCGAACCACAAACUGAAGUAGAACCGGCUGGAUCUAAGAAACGACUGACUUUUAAAACAACAGUGGAUGCCUCUGAAAAACAAGUUAUAGAAGCAAUGCAGAAGAUCAAGUUGCACAUCACAAAUCCCUCUAAGUUCAGCAAGGCAUCUAAACUUGCCAUCCAAUUGAUACAGGCUGGCAGUAUCAAUGCAGUAACUAGUAAUCACUUCAUUGCCAUACUUGAAGCUGCAAUGUCUUCUACAACUGAUUGUACAAAUCCUUCACUCAGAGCAGAUUAUCAUGCCUUGUUCUCAGCAGCUCAGGAUGUUAUUGAUUGCCUAAAUAAGAAUCAGAGAAAUCGGGUAACUGCAUGGACCGUGAGGGCAGUGUUGGGGAAUGAUCUUAAUACUGAUGACAGUUUUGUGUUCUCUAAAGCCGCUGGACGGGUAAAAGAAGCCAUAUCCGGUCUUCCUGUUGCUACCAAGGAUGAGGAUGUGGAGGAGGCCGAGGCCCUGGAAGAUGAGAAAGGAAUAAAAAAUGUAAAUUCUCAAGACCAGGAGAGCAUGCUCCCUGCUACUUCUGAAUCAAGUGAAAGAGUAGAAUUUGAUCCGUUUGGGUUGGACGCACUACUUCCAGGUACAUCAAAGACAGAUGAAAGAGCAAAUAUAAAGAAAGACGCAGCAACUCUUAUUAAGAAGGCAGAAGAAGAUUCCAAGAGAUUUCUCAAGUCACAGAGAGAAGCUUUGAUUCUCUGUUUAGAAAUUGCUGCACACCGUUACAAACUCCCAUGGUGCCAAACUGUCAUAGAUAUCUUGGUGAAGCAUGCCUUCGAAAAUAAAGAGAGGUUCACAUCUCGACAAAGGGAUGCAAUAGAUAAACUCUGGACUUCUAUUCGGGUACAACAGAAUCGGCGGAAACAAGGGAAGUCAGUAACUGGGAAACUUGACAUGAAUGCAUUUGAAUCCCUACAAGAGAAAUAUGCCAAUGAGAAGAUUAGUAUUCGACGUGCAGUUGGAGGAAAUGGUUCUCGUCGAGCACAACAGUGGCUAGGAUAAUUUCCUGUUUUUCUUCUCUUCUGUAUCAAGAAGUUGAUGUUAGAUUGUAAGAUAUUUUUACUAAUAAGGGUGGAAAAUGAUAUUUUUAUAAUCCAGCCAUUUAGUUGUCAAUUACAACAAUCUUCUCCCGAUGAACGAAUGAGUGUAUCAGUUUUUAAUUUGAUUAAUUUUACAUUUAUAUAAUUUGUGUA